CAUCUGAAACCCCAAACACGGCGCUCUCGAUCUGUCUGCAACUCUCUCUCUCCUCCGAGUCUCUUUCUGGAACACACACACUCUCUCUCUCUAAUGGCGCUUGAAGAACUAACCGAUUACGAGCGAAGGAGGCUCGAGAACAUCAAGCGUAACAGCAAAAUGGUGGCUUCUCUCAACAUCCACUCCACACUGCACCAACUCUCCUCCUCAACCAAACGCCAAAGAGUCCAGACCAAACCUCGCCAACUCAGUUCUGAAAACAAAGCUCCAGUCACUGUUCGGCGGUCUAUUCGUGCCCGAGGAAUGCCCCCUGAUUCUUCCACUGCCGCCGGGAUCAAACACGGCUUCCUAAAAAACCUAAGGAGGAUCCGCAAAUCACACACCUCAAAUUGGCAGCUGCCUCGCGAACUCUGUCCUCUUAAAAUGAAGGACGUGUUUAUCAACGGCGUCUCAGAUCAAAAUUUUGUUAAAACCAUAAUGGGUAUUUCAAAAAAGACUCAAUUUAGUUAUAGGAAUGGGAGUUUGACUGGUUUGGUAGAGGGAAUUGGGGGUGGUUCUCACAAUUUGGCUCCUGAAAGUGAGGAUUCUGGGUGCUCAACUAGGGCUUGGGGUUCUGUAAAUCCAAAGUCAAUCAAAAUGGAAGAGAAUGUACGGAUGGUUGUGCCGGAGAGAGUAAUGGUUUUGAGGUUCUUACCGUCUCCGCAUGAGAAAAUAAUUAUGGCAGGUGAUAGUUUGGGUAGUGUUGGAUUUUGGAAUGUUGAUGUUAAAAAUGAGGAUGAUGAUAAGGGUGGAAUUUAUUUGUACCAACCUCAUUCGGGUUUCAUUUCAGGAAUUUCGGUUCAACCGUUUUCCAUUUCAAAGAUAUAUACAAGCAGCUUUGAUGGAUUUAUUCGUUUAAUGGAUGUUGAGAAGGAGGAAUUUAGUCCGGUAUAUUCAAGUGACUAUGCUGUACUGUCUAUUUCUCAAAGGACAAAUGAUGUCGGGUCUAUAUAUUUUAGCGAGGGUCAUGGACGACUCAAAAUUUGGGAUGAAAGGGAAGGAAAACCAUCAAUCUCAUUGAUUUUGCAUGAAGAUGGUAUCAAGUCAAUAGAUUUUAAUGCAAAUAACACUAAUAUCAUGGCUACAAGUUCAACAGAUGGAACUGCAUGCAUUUGGGAUCUGAGAAGUAUUAAUGCAGAGAAGCCUAAACCUUUGAAGUCUGUUCGCCAUGAAAAAGCUUUGUAUUCUGCUUACUUCUCACCCUCUGGAAGUUGUCUUCUAACAACAGGUACUGACAACAUUGGAUUACUAAGUGGAACUAAUUAUGAGGAUGUAUCUACGAUAUGCCAUCGUAAUAAAACAAGCUCACUAUUUUUAGUUUGCAGAGCUAUAUGGGGUUGGGACGAUUCAUACAUCUUCGUGGGCAAUCUCGAAAGAGGGCUUGAUGUGAUCUCUGCAGCAAAAAAAAGUACAAUAACAACUAUGCGGAUCCCAGAAAUCUCAUACUGCUUUGAUGCACACCCUUGCAAAAUUGGGAUGCUUGCCGGAGCCACAAUUGAUGGCCGGGUCCACAUGUGGUCACCAUGCUAGGAAACUUGAUUGAACUGGCUGAGACUAGCAUGUCAAGGUUGUAUUUUCACUUAACACGGUUGUGUAAUUUUUUGCAAAUAUUCAAGUAUGUUGUUAUUGCGUCGUAGAAGCAUUUUGUCACGUGGGUUGAAAUCUUUUUGUAGACGGUUCAAUGCACAUUAUGACCAUACAUGGUAAUUAUAUGUAGUUCUUUUUUUUUUUUGUUUUUUGGUCCUGUUUUCUUUUGCCAGAGGUGCAGGGGCUAGGUUUUGUGCUGUUCAGUGAUGAAUUGAUAAUUCAGUUUUUCAUUAUUGAAUAGAAAUUUUCACUGA
Messenger RNA from Camellia sinensis, 1880 nucleotides. RefSeq lists its product as uncharacterized. Gene Ontology annotation, cellular component: nucleus. The record is from RefSeq and is a predicted model, not a curated record. Gene Ontology annotation, molecular function: protein binding; DNA binding. NCBI's taxonomy places the organism in Eukaryota, Viridiplantae, Streptophyta, Magnoliopsida, Ericales, Theaceae. Gene Ontology annotation, biological process: regulation of DNA damage checkpoint.